UAUAUAAUCAACAACGCUAAUCGCAUGCUGGGCUACAAACGCCGCAAUUUCUAUCUUUCUUCGAGUUCUGUAAAACGACUUCUUUAUAAAUCGUUAGUUAGUAAUAAACUUGAAUAUGCUGCAUCUGUCUGAGACGCCAGUGAACAGACGCUCAUCUCUCAGCUCGAAUCUGUCCAGAAUCGAGCGCCUCGCUUCAUUCUUCCUAAUUAUCACCGUAACUCCAGCGUCACUACUAUCAAGGCAAGCUUAUCAUUACCACUGCUAUCAGAACUUAGAAAAAUAUUCCACUUUUGCCUGUUCCAUAAGACGUAUUACGACAACCCCAUUCUUAAGAAUAAUUCAUAACCCUCGCUCGUUACGUUUCAGCUCGCAUCUACCAUCAUCAUAAGGUUGGUGUUCCUCCAUGCCACAACAACCAUAUUUUUCAAUUCAUUCCUGCCCAGUACGCCAGCAAGUUCGAAUCACCUUUCCCGAUCUCUCGUCGAAAUGCCUGAAAAUUCAAAGUUCAAAGCUGGUUUAACUAACCUGCUGUUGUCAUAAACACAAGAAAUUGUAGCAUUGUCAUCCUUUUUAUUCUUGCUUAGCCUUCUUUUUAUCCCAGCAAACUUUGUUUUGUAGCCCUAUACUACAGUUUAGAGCGUCAUCUCUUUUGUUUUCUUUCUUUAGUGACAAGGUCUCUUUACGCUUUGUAUGCUUCGCGGCUUUUUUUUUCUUUUUUUUUCUCCUUGUGAUUUGCGCUAUUAUUGUUCAUUUCCUUUAAUGUAUUGAUGUAACCCUUUCUUUUCAUUUCAGUUUUAUACAAAUUCACUGCUCUUUCUUUUCCCCGCUUUAUCGAAUGUACCCACUCACCUCUGUAAUGCCCUCGGGCCCUGAGGGUAAUGAAAUAAAUAUAUAAAUACAGACUUCGAACUUUCGGUACGUAUUACCCGUAACGGGGCCCCUACUCUCUGUAAAUGUGAAAUUGCUGACAUUUUAUAGGCACGCAUAUGCCGUUUCCGAGCACGUCUGCAGUCAUACUAACCGCUUCCAUGUAAUAUUUCAGGGCGAUCAAGGGGGUUAAUGCUCGGUUAUGACAGUUGGCUGCAUUCAGAGGGCAACAAUUUCACCACAUGUUAAUUUCUACUGGAUGUGGCGGCGUUCAUGCACCGUUACGUGCGUCUUGUGCUGCCUACCGAAACAUCAGCUCUUCCAAAUUGUGCCGGGUCCCUGAAGCGCACGCGCACGCACGCACGCUAUUGUCAUAUAUAUAUAUAUAUAUAUACAGUCAAAAGCAACGUGGCCUACCUGUUUUCCAAACAGCAGCCCGAGUCCAGCUUGGGCUGUGGAUUGCCGUUGUUCGAAAGCACAUCCGGCGAAGUGAGACCCUUUCCGCUUGGUUGAUAUAUGGGGUUGUUUUGAAUACAAGGUUCAAGUGCCAUGACCAGCUGCACCAAGUGCGAAGCAUCCGUUUGCCGGAACACGUCGAUAAUGCAGGUGGUCUGCUGGGGCGCUGCACCUAGCCUUCACAGUCACGUAAGGGAGCGAUAAUAAUCGCCUGAAAUACAACACCGCAAUAAAAAGAGCAUGGGCAACAGCCGAGAACGUCAUGUCAUUGAGCAGCUUGGGUGACGAGCCUGCUAGGGGAACGGAGCAGCAACAAGUUGAACCAAAAAGGAUGGUGACUAUACUGAAGAGCCCAUUCGCCGACGUUGCGCUUGAUUUUCACAAGAAUUUCGGUGGCUACAUCCUCGAGCACCUUCGCCUCAACCCUCGCUCUAAAUGGAUAAAUGCCACGUCACACGAAGAGCAAACGUACGGCGAACUGGCCGACCAGGUGGUGGCGGUCCACGCUGCCUUGGAAAGCCUAGGUGUCUGCGCCGGUGACAGACUGUGUCUCAUCGUGGCCAAUCGUCUGGAGCUACUGCCCAUGCUUGUGGGCGCAGCUUGUGCCAACGUGGGCGUCGCCUACGAGUGCCCGGGAUAUGCAGUUGAUGUUCUCACCGAGAAGAUGAAAGACAUUCAGUUCACUGCCAUCUGCUGUGAGACCAGCGAUAUUGACUCGGCGCUCGAACUGAAGGCAAUGCUACCGACCAUCAAACACAUCAUCUGUUUGGGCGAAACUACGACUGUGCCACCCGACGGGGAGGGCGCCGUGGUCUCGUGGAGCGAGUUAAUCAGGAUGGGCACCGACGCAUGUCGUUUGGCAGCUCCCUCCGUCGAGUACCAAGUGAACCGUAUCUGCUACAUGAACUCGACAAGUGGCACCACUGGAAAGCCCAAGAUGGUUGUGCACUGCCACGAUUCGCUUGUUGCCAGUCUGCAGGCAAACAGCCACCGGCAGCACAUGGGUCUGACGGUGGAAGACGUCCUCCUGUGCACUGGCACGCUUGGUCACGUGUACGCCUUGUUCGACUGCGCAUGCAAAGCCAUCGUCCAGGGAGCUACGUGCGCCUUCCUCGAGAAGGGAAGCGCCGAUGCACUUUUAGAAGCGCUCCAACGGUUCAAGGUAUCCGCGCUAAGCACGGUGCCCUAUCUUGCCCGCUGCCUUCUAGACCAUCCGCAACGCAGUCACUAUGAUCUCAGCCGCUUGCAGUACGUAGCAACGGGAAGUAACUACAUCAGCGAACACGACGCAAAGAGACUUUUCCACGAGCUACACCUCAAGAGCUUCAUCCAGAUGUACGGGCAAACCGAGAUCGUGUUCAUAGCCGGAGGCCUCCACGAUUCACCUCCCAGGUUCGCAUCAAUCGGGCGUCUAGGAAUGGGCCUUGAAGCCAUGGUUAUCGACACCGAAACGAGGAAGCCACUCGGUCCAAUGCAGCAUGGUGAGCUCGUAGUUCGAGGCCCCGGUCUUAUGCGAGGGUACUGGGGAAGGCUGGAUGAGACAUACACCGACGCUGAAGGCUGGUACGGCACAGGUGACGAGUGUUACUUCGAUCAUGAAGGCUGGCUCUACAUCGUACAGCGAUUGAGCGAGUUCAUCUACUGCCGAAGCAUAAAGAUGGCACCGGCGGAUAUUGAAGCCGUCCUCCUACAGUGCGUUGAUGUGAAGGACUGUGCUGUCGUAGGCCUGCCGCACCCGCAAGCCGGACAGCUGCCUCACGCUGUGAUCGUGCCGAAGAAAAAGAGUAGGCACCUUGACCUGGAGCACUACAUCAGAUUUGUCAAUGAAAGGGUGCCGAAACAACUUCAGCUUGAAGGUGGUGCCACACUCGUCGAUUCAAUUCCACGCAACAAGAUUGGAAAAUUGGUGAGGCACGAGCUAGUAAAUUGGCUGCUCCAGUUCCGUACCCAAAACGACCUAAAGUAAUGCUACGGCUUGUCACCUCAGCUGCAUGCAAGCGCUGAUUAACCGCCAUACUGAACCCAUCAACGCUGAUAUAUUUGCACACGCUUCAUGGAACAAUUUCGAAAAAAACUUGCAUAUUUGCCGCAAGCCUAGAAAGGAAUGCAGAGGCUCAGCGUUUCCUAUUCUACUUCCGAGCGAAAAUCGAUUCAAACCACCGGAGCACUUUGUUACGUCUCUGCAUUUUUUUCAACUCUGGAACACAGGUGACGGUUUCAUUUUAUAUUUUAUAAUAAAGCUUCGGCUGCUGAACGGUGCCAAUAACUCGAUUAAGCACGAUUUUAAACGCUCUUUUCCAUACCUCUUGGGCAUGUCACUAAAUAAGUUUGCAGCUCCUCUAACGCACUUCACAAAUUAAUAUAAGGCCUGCAGGCACCACGCUAAGCCCGACGACGACUGGAGAUCCCACGAGACACAGAGGAACUACGGGGCUGACGUCAUGAAAACGUGUGAAGUACGUACCUACACAAAUAAAACAAACUUGUGUGUAAAACGUCA
Messenger RNA from Dermacentor andersoni, 3823 nucleotides. RefSeq lists its product as uncharacterized. The record is from RefSeq and is a predicted model, not a curated record. Lineage: Eukaryota; Metazoa; Arthropoda; Arachnida; Ixodida; Ixodidae.